AUGCCAUCUUUGCCUAAACCGUCGAAUUCAACACUCUGUGAUACUCUUCCAGCACCCAGAUUGUCCAGAGACACCGAUAAUAUCAUGAGCAGCUAUGCCGAUGAAAAACUUGAGGUGCCUACGCUCUCAAGGCCCGUUUCCGAUAGCCCUAGGCCUUCUGUCAUCAAGGAACCUUUAAGGUUGUCCUCAACAUCACUUCAGCAGCCUCCAGGAAGAAAAUUAUGUGUGAGGCACCAGCGGAUGGCUGACGAAGGGACCAAUCUAAAGCUUCAACAUUCUUUAGAUGCCUUAUCAUUGGAGGAACGGGAAGCUGUUAAUGCGAUCUGGUCCAGCUUUUCAUCCUCUUCACAUCCACGCCGUGCUCUCAUCCUACAAGGUCUCCUUACUAUGUGUUGCUUUUCGCAACUGUCACUGUUAACGGAGCAGCUUGCGCAUCUUAUCCGUAUCGAUCCUUUCACUGUCCUUCCUCGAGAGCUUUCCUUAAAAGUGCUCAGCUACCUUGACGCUACUUCCCUAUGUCGCGCUGCACAGGUGACGAAGAAAUGGAAGAGCUUUGCGGAUGAUGAUAUUUUAUGGCGGGGCAUCUGCGAGCAGCACAUCGGUCAGAAAUGCCAUAAAUGUGGCUGGGGAUUACCAGUUUUGGAAAAGAAGAAAAUUUAUCAUUUGCCUGGGUCGCCUUGCCCUUCUCCUGACCUGCCUUCCUUAAAACGGUCCUUGGAAGAUUCGACGGAUCUAGUCGCGCCUCCGUUGAAGCGGCAGCGAUCGGACGUACUCCAUCCUUCAUCUGACAUUAACCCUGAUCUUGAAUCCUCCUCAUCCUCCUCGUCGCUUCUUGCUCUCACCGACACCAAGCCCGCUGCGACCACCCGACCUUGGAAGGAUGUCUAUAGUGAACGAAUGACUAUAGAAAGAAAUUGGCGUCGAGGUCGCUGUACUGUUCGUACACUUAAAGGACACACAGAUGGUGUUAUGUGUCUCCAAUACAGCGAAACGUUGACACACCCCUCAUUUCCUGUUCUCAUCACUGGAUCCUAUGACCGCACCGUCCGAGUUUGGAACCUAGAAACUGGCGUCGAAUUACAUUGUCUGAAAGGACAUACGAGGGCCAUCCGAGCUUUACAGUUUGAUGAUGUUAAGUUGAUCACUGGGAGCAUGGAUAUGACUCUCAAGGUGUGGGACUGGCGGCGAGGUCGGUGUAUUCGAACUUUGACGGGACAUACCGAAGGUGUCGUUUGUCUUAAUUUCGAUUCAAACGUUCUAGCCAGCGGGAGCGUUGAUGCCACCAUUAAGGUAUGGAAUCUUCGCACAGGAGGUGCUUUUACUCUGCGAGGACAUCAGGAUUGGGUGAACUCGGUUCAAUUGUGGGAUUCUUUAAAGACCGGUCAGUCCUCGGCUUCGUCAACCACCCCAGUAUUCGAUGUACCUGGUUGUGGGGCACCUCAGAUCGACCCCGGCAAAAUGCUUUUUUCCGCUUCCGACGACGGAACGAUCCGAUUAUGGGAUCUUACUCUUCGUACAUGUAUCAAACAGUUUACGGGACAUGUCGGUCAGGUUCAGAGUAUCAAACUGCUUCUGGCAGAUGAAUGCGAUGAACCGGCGGAUGUUGAAAUCGCCGACCUUGAUCAAGAGGAACGCACACUCAACCACGUCGUCGCCCUUGACUCUUCUUCCCCGUCCCUGGCAUCUACUUCCUCGAGUAGUUUUGUAUCAGAUCAAAGUUUAGCUUCACGACCGGUGGCAUCAACAGUAUCCAGAACCAAGAAACCAUUACUCGUUUCGGGCAGUCUUGAUAACACCACCAAGAUCUGGGAUAUCGAAACUGCCCAGCCUAUCCAAACGUUUUUCGGGCAUAUUGAAGGUGUAUGGAGCGUCUCUGUCAACAAGAUGAGGCUUGUAAGUGGCAGUCAUGACCGUACAAUCAAGGUCUGGAAUCGUGACGAAGGGCGCUGCGUAUCCACUCUUGUAGGACACACUGCUGCUGUGAGCUGUGUUUCUCUUGGGGAAGACAAGAUCAUUUCUGGCAGCGAUGAUUGCGAUGUCAAGAUAUGGAGUUUCAGUGGUUAG
Lentinula edodes (shiitake mushroom) is the source of this 2064-nucleotide messenger RNA. Its product is annotated as WD40-repeat-containing domain protein. Gene Ontology annotation, molecular function: protein binding. Lineage: Eukaryota; Fungi; Basidiomycota; Agaricomycetes; Agaricales; Omphalotaceae. The record is from RefSeq and is a predicted model, not a curated record. The transcript is spliced from 3 exons. Bases 1 to 2064 code for a protein of 687 amino acids.